CCAUAGAAAUACCACUGACGUGUCCACAAAAAGUAUCACUUUGGCGAUUCAUGAUCAUUCUAGAUUAGUAUCAAAUUUAAAACAGAAGUGUUUGCAACGUAAGUGUAACUGGUGUGUAAUUUAUUAAAAACAACAACUAAAAUCAUGGCACCAACAUUAACGAGUUUCGUUAAUUCCUUCAAUAACAGGCUAGAAGCACCGUUAAAACAACAUUUAAAAAAUGUUUACGGAUGCCUAUCAAUGUCGACAGUUUCGGCAGGAGUUGGAGCAUACGUUCAUAUGUACACAGAAAUUCUUCAAGCAGGAUUAAUGUCUACUCUGGGAGCAUUAGGUCUUCUUUUUGCUCUUCUUUGUACACCAGAUAAUGGCAAAAAUCAAAAAUUACGUCUCGGUUACCUCUUGGGUUUCACAUUUUUAUCAGGAUUGGGAAUGGGACCUCUUUUGGAAGCUGUUAUCAGUGUGGAUCCAAGCAUAGUCGUCACGUCUCUUUUGGCAACGUCACUUAUCUUUGUAUCGUUCAGCAUCUCAUCACUGUUGGCGGAUAGAGGAAGUUGGCUUUAUCUUGGAGGACCUCUAAUUAGUUUAUUAAAUUUGACUGUUCUAUUCUCGUUUGUCAAUCUGUUCUUGAGAGUGGCGAUUCUGUAUCAAAUUCGCUUAUACUUGGGCCUGUUUAUAAUGUGCGGAUUUAUUCUUUAUGAUACGCAAUUGAUUGUCGAGAAGCACAGAAUGGGCAGCAAAGACUUCAUCAUGCAUUCUCUUGAUCUUUUCAUUGACUUCAUCAAUGUUUUCCGUCAUCUUCUUGUUCUUCUUACGCAAAAAGAACAACAGAAUCGUAAGCGCAAAGAAUAAGUUUUAAAACUAUGGACUGCCAUGUCGAUGUAUUCAAGUAAAUCCAUAAUCUAGAGGUCUUCAUUUUAUCCUAUCCAUACUUAGGACAACAGUAUAAUACACAUAAAAAAAUAUAUACAUAUAUAUAAAUAAUAUACAUACACAAGUAAUGUCCACGCUAGCAGUCCAUUAAAGAAGAGAAAAACAUAAGAAUAUAAUUUUAAUACGAUAAAAAAAAAGAAAGUGCGCAAUUGAAUUACACUAUAAAAUAAUUUACAAUUAACACUUUGAUAAAUUCAAAGCUUAUCGGUUUGGGAGAGAGUGAAGUGUAUCUAUUUUUUUGAGCACUUAUUAUAAUUUCUUUCAUUUUUUUUCUUCCAUUAUUUUUUUUUUUCAUUUACUAUUUUUUUUUCUCGCUCAGAUUAUUCUAUAAAUUAUUGUCUAUAUAUAUAUAUUUUUAUCUUUCAAUAAAUGAAAUUUACCAGUUUUUCUUAAA
Messenger RNA from Leptopilina boulardi, 1324 nucleotides. It is a transcript of the gene BI-1, whose product is annotated as probable Bax inhibitor 1. The transcript has 4 exons. Gene Ontology annotation, biological process: cellular response to unfolded protein; negative regulation of RNA splicing; negative regulation of endoribonuclease activity. Bases 145 to 849 code for a protein of 234 amino acids. The record is from RefSeq and is a predicted model, not a curated record. Gene Ontology annotation, cellular component: mitochondrial membrane. Gene Ontology annotation, molecular function: enzyme binding. Lineage: Eukaryota; Metazoa; Arthropoda; Insecta; Hymenoptera; Figitidae.